This is a messenger RNA of Ahaetulla prasina, 2371 nucleotides long. RefSeq names its product G protein subunit gamma 7 (gene GNG7). The record is from RefSeq and is a predicted model, not a curated record. Gene Ontology annotation, molecular function: G-protein beta-subunit binding. The transcript has 4 exons. Bases 252 to 461 code for a protein of 69 amino acids. Lineage: Eukaryota; Metazoa; Chordata; Lepidosauria; Squamata; Colubridae. Gene Ontology annotation, biological process: G protein-coupled receptor signaling pathway. Gene Ontology annotation, cellular component: heterotrimeric G-protein complex.
GGCUGCGGCGGGGUCUGCAGGGCCGUGGGGGCCGGGGAGGGGUCUCCGGGCCCCGACGACUGGGGUUCCUCCUGGCCGGGCUGCUCCGCUUCCCUCUGCCCGCCGCCCCUCAGCGCCGCCCGGCCAAAAGGUGGGCAGCUCCCGGCCCAGCGCGGCGACCCUCGAGGAAGGCAGCCUCUGCGGUGCCCUUUGAGUCCAAAAGAGGGGCUUGCGUGACAGGUGCUGGUGGAUGCCCCCCCCCUCCAUGGCAGAUGAUGUCGGCCACUAACAACAUCGCCCAGGCCAGGAAGCUGGUGGAGCAGCUGCGGAUCGAGGCCGGAAUGGAGAGGAUCAAGGUCUCCAAAGCCUCCCUGGAGCUGAUGAAUUACUGUGAGCAGCAGGCCAGGAACGACCCCCUGCUUGUUGGCGUUCCCACUUCGGAGAACCCCUUCAAGGACAAGAAGCCGUGCACCCUCCUAUAGCCAGGCGCACCGCCCACCCACCGCCGGGCCGGAUGCACCCUCCCCCCCCGCCCUGGUCUCCAGCCAGGCCAAGGGGGGUGGGGGAGAAGCAGGCCUCGCCCUGCCCGCUUGUCCUGUUGGCAGAUGACUGAAUUCUGAGCCCCGGAGUCAGGAGAGCGCAAGGUCGGGGUUGAGGGGCUGUCCUGGGAGGGGACCCCAUAGGAAUCUGGUCUGUCCAGCAUUGAGGAUGCCCCUCAGGUGGAGACCUGGACUGAGUCCGGCAGGCAAUGACCACUGCCAGAGGCCCUUCCUGCAGCUGCCCAUCCCAGACUGUGGAGGAGGGGGCUUCCCAAGCAGAAAUGCCUUCUCUUUUUCACAUCGUCUUCUCCUUCGGGAUGCUCUCCAUCAUACACACCACCUCUCUGAUUGUCACAUUAGAGAUUCCUACCACCCUCUCUCCACAGUGCUCCCCUGCCCCUUGGGCUCCCCAGAGACAUUUGCAGGCAGUGCUUCCUCCAGGCCAGGCGGGGUGACAGCCGGUGGCCUCUGUCCUAAGCAGCCAAGAGGCCACUUUGCUCAAGAAAGAGGAGGUCCCCCAAGGGGCAGGGACUCUCCCGUUGAGCACCCCAGAUCCUAUUCGUGCCAAAGCUGGAGAGGGCUGUGCCCUGGCUGGUUGCACCAAUCCCGGCUCUCCCUGAGAGAGGAACCAGUGGCCAAAAAGCAGAACGGAGGAUGAAGUUCCCUUGGGAGUCCUGGGGAUGCCAGCAGGUUGGAUGUGCUGUGAGGGGAGGGGGGGUUGUGUCCACUUCUUUAAGGGAGAAUCUGCUGUCCAGAAUGAGCUCGUCCCUCCAAGGACUGAGAACUGUUCUCCAGGCUAGGAAGAAAGGCUGGGCUUGCUUUUGAGGCCUUGCUUUUGAGGCUGGGGAGCUGGGGGUGGGGUAGAAUGGGAUUAGCAAGCCCCCCCCCAGCUCCUCCCACUGCAAAGCCAGAGAAGCUGCAGCACUGCCAGCAGCUUGGUGCUCCUUUCCCCUUGCUCAGAAGCAGUGAGUGGGGCAUCUCCAGGGACCCCCGACCAGCAGGGUUAGGGCCCCCUUGCUCUCCUGAAGGCUCAGCCGUUGGACCUCUUAUGCCACACCCGAUGCCACCCCCCACAGAGUGAGUGCCAAAGCAGCCCUUCCCCCACCGCAAAAAUGAGGUGGAACAUCUGAACAUCUGCUCUCUGACGGUCUCUUCUUGGUAAAGCUAAGAACACCUAAAGUCUUUGUAAAAUAUAUAUAAAAAUUUGCUACACAGGAUUUUUAAAAGUACAGCACACACAAAAAGCCACACAAAAUCUAAAAAACAGCAACAACAAAAAUUUUGAAAUUUUGUGAGGCCCUAAACUUGUUUGUUUUAUGUCUAAAUCCGGCACUGGGCGUUUCCCCUCCCCCCCCAAUCCGCCCCCCCUCCUUUGCAUUUGCUUCCCCAGCCACUUGGCUGGGUCUUCCCUGCUUUCAGCUCUGCCUCUUCUGUGGAUAUGCAGGCCCCCCCCCUCCACCCUUAAGCCCUUGAAGCUUCUCACCUCUGCUCUCUGGGAACCUAGACCUUUUACACACACAGAGAGGCGGGAGGGGGGCAUUUCUCUCCUUGUCUCAAACUCUUUCAAUUGUUUUUUAAUUCACCAAAAUGACAAAUGGAUUCAGUUUUUCAAAAAAGCGUGCUGAACAUUGUUCUUUUUUUGCCAAACUCUCCCUGUUGCCAAAAAGAGGGAGGGUUAUAACGGGGUGGGGGGUAGGAGAAGAGGUUGUAUCUGGUCAUCUUUUCUUGCUGAUUCCUGCCACUCCCUUUUGUAAUCAGUUCCUCUCCCUUGUGCCCUGGACUGACUUUCUUGCUAGUACUGAACAUGUUAUGAGGUUCCUGUUUUAAAAAGGUUAAUUGAUAACUCAAAGAAU